UCCUGACCAGUAUUAACAGGCAGUGGGUUCUCUUGAUGUCCAGAUCCUGACCAGUAUUAACAGGCAGUGGGUUCUCUUAAUGCCCUGAUCCUGACCAGUAUUAACAGGCAGUGGGUUCUCUUGAUGUCCAGAUCCUGACCAGUAUUAACAGGCAGUGGGUUCUCUUGAUGUCCAGAUCCUGACCAGUAUUAACAGGCAGUGGGUUCUCUUGAUGUCCAGAUCCUGACCAGUAUUAACAGGCAGUGGGUUCUCUUGAUGUCCAGAUCCUGACCAGUAUUAACAGGCAGUGGGUUCUCUUGAUGUCCAGAUCCUGACCAGUAUUAACAGGCAGUGGGUUCUCUUGAUGUCCAGAUCCUGACCAGUAUUAACAGGCAGUGGGUUCUCUUAAUGUCCUGAUCCUGACCAGUAUUAACAGGCAGUGGGUUCUCUUAAUGUCCUGAUGUCCUGAUCCUGACCAGUAUUAACAGGCAGUGGGUUCUCUUAAUGUCCUGAUCCUGACCAGUAUUAACAGGCAGUGGGUUCUCUUAAUGUCCUGAUGUCCAGAUCCUGACCAGUAUUAACAGGCAGUGGGUUCUCUUAAUGUCCAGAUCCUGACCAGUAUUAACAGGCAGGGUUCUCUUAAUGUCCUGAUGUCCAGAUCCUGACCAGUAUUAACAGGCAGUGGGUUCUCUUAAUGCCCUGAUCCUGACCAGUAUUAACAGGCAGUGGGUUCUCUUAAUGUCCUGAUCCUGACCAGUAUUAACAGGCAGUGGGUUCUCUUAAUGUCCUGAUCCUGACCAGUAUUAACAGGCAGUGGGUUCUCUUAAUGUCCUGAUGUCCAGAUCCUGACCAGUAUUAACAGGCAGUGGGUUCUCUUAAUGUCCUGAUCCUGACCAGUAUUAACAGGCAGUGGGUUCUCUUAAUGUCCUGAUGUCCAGAUCCUGACCAGUAUUAACAGGCAGUGGGUUCUCUUAAUGUCCAGAUCCUGACCAGUAUUAACAGGCAGUGGGUUCUCUUAAUGUCCUGAUCCUGACCAGUAUUAACAGGCAGUGGGUUCUCUUAAUGUCCUGAUGUCCAGAUCCUGACCAGUAUUAACAGGCAGUGGGUUAUCUUAAUGUCCUGAUCCUGACCAGUAUUAACAGGCAGUGGGUUAUCUUAAUGCGCUGAUCCUGACCAGUAUUAACAGGCAGUGGGUUCUCUUAAUGCCCUGAUCCUGACCAGUAUUAACAGGCAGUGGGUUCUCUUGAUGUCCAGAUCCUGACCAGUAUUAACAGGCAGUGGGUUCUCUUGAUGUCCAGAUCCUGACCAGUAUUAACAGGCAGUGGGUUCUCUUGAUGUCCAGAUCCUGACCAGUAUUAACAGGCAGUGGGUUCUCUUGAUGUCCAGAUCCUGACCAGUAUUAACAGGCAGUGAGAGUAGUACAGUAACCAGGGAAGAUAAACUGGAACAAUGGAUACCUUCAGCUGGCCUCGCUCUCAGGUUGACCGCUAACGGAAAAUAGGCAAAUCAGUCUGCUGCCCUUCAACCUGCUGCCUCACUGCACUGAGUGUUCCACUGUUUAGGACGAUCUUAACAUUAGGUCUAUGAUUGGGUUAGGACUAUCUUACCAUUAGGUCUAUGAUUGGGUUAGGACUAUCUUACCAUUAGGUCUAUGAUUGGGUUAGGACUAUCUUACCAUUAGGUCUAUGAUUGGGUUAGGACUAUCUUACCAUUAGGUCUAUGAUUGGGUUAGGACUAUCUUACCAUUAGGUCUAUGAUUGGGUUAGGACUUUUUUAACACUAGGUCUAUGAUUGGGUUAGGACUAUCUUAACACUAGGUCUAUGAUUGGGUUAGGACUAUCUUACCAUUAGGACUAUGAUUGGGUGAGGACGAUCUUAACAUUAGGUCUAUGAUUGGGUUAGGACUAUCUUACCAUUAGGUCUAUGAUUGGGUUAGGACUAUCUUACCAUUAGGUCUAUGAUUGGGUUAGGACUAUCUUACCAUUAGGUCUAUGAUUGGGUUAGGACUAUUUUAACAUUAGGUCUAUGUUUGGGUUAGGACUAUCUUAACACUAGGUCUAUGAUUGGGUUAGGACUACCUUACCAUUAGGACUAUGAUUGGGUGAGGACGAUCUUAACAUUAGGUAUAUGAUUGGGUUAGGACUAUCUUACCAUUAGGUCUAUGAUUGGGUUAGGACUAUUUUAACAUUAGGUCUAUGAUUGGGUUAGGACUAUCUUACCAUUAGGUCUAUGAUUGGGUUAGGACUAUCUUAACAUUAGGUCUAUGAUUGGGUUAGGACUAUUUUAUCAUUAGGUCUAUGAUUGGGUGAGGACGAUCUUAACAUUAGGUCUAUGAUUGGGUUAAGGACUAUCUUACCAUUAGGUCUAUGAUUGGGUGAGGACGAUCUUACCAUUAGGACUAUGAUUGGGUUAGGACGAUCUUACCAUUAGGUCUAAGAUUGGGUUAGGACUAUCUUACCAUUAGGUCUAUGAUUGGGUUAGGACUAUCUUACCAUUAGGUCUAUGAUUGGGUUAGGACUAUCUUACCAUUAGGUCUAUGAUUGGGUUAGGACUAUCUUACCAUUAGGUCUAUGAUUGGGUUAGGACUAUCUUACCAUUAGGUCUAUGAUUGGGUUAGGACUAUCUUACCAUUAGGUCUAUGAUUGGGUUAGGACUAUCUUACCAUUAGGUCUAUGAUUGGGUGAGGACUAUCUUACCAUUAGGUCUAUGAUUGGGUUAGGACUAUCUUACCAUUAGGUCUAUGAUUGGGUUAGGACUAUUUUAACACUAGGUCUAUGAUUGGGUGAGGACGAUCUUAACAUUAGGACUAUCUUAUCAUUAGGUCUAUGAUUGGGUUAGGACUAUUUUAACACUAGGUCUAUGAUUGGGUGAGGACGAUCUUAACAUUAGGACUAUCUUAUCAUUAGGUCUAUGAUUGGGUUAGGACUAUUUUAACACUAGGUCUAUGAUUGGGUGAGGACGAUCUUAACAUUAGGACUAUCUUAUCAUUAGGUCUAUGAUUGGGUUAGGACUAUCUUACCAUUAGGUCUACGAUUGGGUUAGGACUAUCUUAUCAUUAGGUCUACGAUUGGGUGAGGACGAUCUUAACAUUAGGACUAUCUUAUCAUUAGGUCUAUGAUUGGGUUAGGACUAUCUUACCAUUAGGUCUACGAUUGGGUGAGGACGAUCUUAACAUUAGGACUAUCUUAUCAUUAGGUCUAUGAUUGGGUUAGGACUAUCUUACCAUUAGGUCUACGAUUGGGUUAGGACUAUCUUAUCAUUAGGUCUACGAUUGGGUUAGGACUAUUUUAUCAUUAGGUCUAUGAUUGGGUGAGGACGAUCUUAACAUUAGGUCUAUGAUUGGGUGAGGACGAUCUUAACAUUAGGUCUAUGAUUGGGUGAGGACGAUCUUAUCAUUAGGUCUAUGAUUGGGUGAGGACUAUGAUUGGGUUAGGACUAUUUUAACACUAGGUCUAUGCUUGGGUUAGGAUUAGGUUAACAUUAGGUCUAUGCUUUCGUUAGGACUAUUUUAACACUAGGUCUAUUCUUGGGUUAGGAUUAGGUUAACAUUAGGUCUAUGCUUUCGUUAGGAUUAGGUUAACAUUAGGUCUAUGCUUGGGUUAGGGUUAGGUUAACAUUAGGUCUACGAUUGGGUUAGGACUAUUUUAACACUAGGUCUAUGCUUGGGUUAGGAUUAGGUUAACAUUAGGUCUAUGCUUGGGUUAGGAUUAGGUUAACAUUAGGUCUAUGCUUGGGUUAGGAUUAGGUUAACAUUAGGUCUAUGAUUGGGUUAGGAUUAGGUUAUCUCUGCUCAUUGUUCUCAUCUGUGCUGACUGCUGUCCUGCUUGGUGAGGUGUGGGUAGGACGGGGUCAGGAUGGAGCCGCCGGUGGAGUCCCAGCAGGACCAGGGGACAGAGGGGAUUCUGGGGACAGGGUGCAGGCACAGAGAGAUGGCCCUGAAGUGGUUCAUGGAGACUCAAGCUCCUCUCAUCCUCCAUGAGGGAAAUUUCCCCUCCUGGUUCGAAGGAUUCAUCACCAGAAGAGAUGCGGAAGAGAUGCUGAGAGACAAAGAACUGGGCUGUUUCCUGGUCCGACUGAGUGACAAAGCCAUGGGAUACAUCCUGUCAUACAGAGGCCGUGAUCGAUGCAGACACUUUGUGAUCAACCAGAGUAAGUCAGGCCAGUUCAUAGUGUCUGGAGACACAGAGGAGCAUGAGACCCUGGGAGAACUGAUAGAACACUACAAGACCAGCCCCAUAGAGCCCUUCAGAGAGUACCUGACCUGUUCCUGUCUAGAGUCUUCCAGAGUAGAAGUCUAUGAUGUCAUCAAAGUCAACCUCAGAGAGAAGCCGGGGGUCAGUGUGAGAGCUGUGAGGAGCCUGUGGGACGCACAGAGUGACCAACAGGGUGACUGGCGCAGGGUUAGUCCUAGCGACCACGCCGAGGAGCACCCUCCUCCUCCCACACUGCCUCCCAAAAGCAGCAGGAAACCAGAGGAAGAACCCUCUGUGCCAACUGUACCUAGAGUACCACCUGUACCUAGAGUCCCACCUGUGCCUAGAAGGGCCGGUCCUUUGAAGAGCAGUUCCCUGGAUUACCACCAGGGUAGUGCUCAGAGAAGGGCGUUGUAUGCCCAGCUGGAGAAGCACAAGGCCAUGAAUCCCCAACCCAGGAGCCUGGAAGGUCUACCCAGAGCUCCAGAAGGAAGGGCUGAAGGCCUGGGUCCUGUAGCCCAACAUCAAACCCCUCCUCAGAGGGGGGGCAUCCCCAGUGGUAAAACUGGAGCCCCAGGCCCUGCCUCAGCCCCUGGACCAGACCCAGGCACAGUCUACUCAGAGCUACUCAGCCUGCUGGACUGCAAGAGUAAGUCUCUGCCUCUCCUGGACCUGGAUCCUGACUCAGAGGAGGGGGCCAAUAACUCCUACAGGCUGAGCGCACCUUCUUUUACUCCCCCAAGACUCUCUCCCAACCCCACUAAACGGACCACUAGCCCCUCCCUUCUGGACCAGAGCUACCACAAGGAUACCUCCAAGAGACCUCCAAUAAUCAGCCACAGUCUGGAACAUCUAUGUAACAGCCCCAUACCUGCCCUCGUGUAUCAACUGGCAGGUAGACCCAGGGACCAGGAAGGACCCAUGACAUCAUUCAUGACAUCAUCCAUGACAUCAUCACCACAGGAAGAGGAAGACAUAGCUAACAGUCUGUACGCUGAGGUCCCUUGUGAGCCGGUCCUCCGUCUCCUACUGGACGACACCUAUGAACACAUACCAGAGUUAGGACUGAAAGGACCGGCCAGACCUUAUGAACACAUACCAGAGUUAGGAAUGAAAGGACCGGCCAGACAUUAUGAACACAUACCAGAGUUAGGACUGAAAGGACCGGCCAGACCUUAUGAACACAUACCAGAGUUAGGACUGGAAGGACCGGCCAGACCUUAUGAACACAUACCAGAGUUAGGACUGGAAGGACCGGCCAGACCUUAUGAACACAUACCAGAGUUAGGACUGAAAGGACCGGCCAGACCUUAUGAACACAUACCAGAGUUAGGACUGAAAGGAUCGGCCAGACCUUAUGAACACAUACCAGAGUUAGGACUGAAAGGAUCGGCCAGACCUUAUGAACACAUACCAGAGUUAGGACUGAAAGGAUCGGCCAGACCUUAUGAACACAUACCAGAGUUAGGACUGAAAGGAUCGGCCAGACCUUCUGCUAACAACCAUACCUAUGAAUCAGUGGAGGAGCUCAAGUCCAAACACACCACCUCUUCUUGGGGUAUAAAGAAAUGGAGAUGGCUGUUCCCUGAGAGACAGAAGAAAUAAUGGAGAAGCAACCCAUCAACCCAACACUACUGGACACCACAGUGUACUAUCCCAUCAACCCAACACCACAGUGUACUAUCCCAUCAACCCAAUACUACUGGACAGUGUAC
Molecule: messenger RNA, 5887 nt
Organism: Oncorhynchus keta (chum salmon)
Lineage: Eukaryota; Metazoa; Chordata; Actinopteri; Salmoniformes; Salmonidae
Product: titin
Exons: 7
Coding region: 3834-5777 (647 amino acids)
Cellular component (GO): cytoplasm
Source: RefSeq, a predicted model, not a curated record